CACGACAACAACAACAAGACGUUUUGCAUGCGACCACCGCGCCGCGCACUUUAGGUUCAACGGGCUUGAGCUCCGACCGGCGAUCCGAUCUCGACUGCUCCCUGAUAUCCCUGCCCAGUGAUGCUCUAUAUUUCUUUGCGCAUCCCAGCCAAUAGCCACUUUGCACGUAUUAUUGUCCGCUGUCCAUGAUUCAGCGCUGCGACAAGCCGUCUGCACGCACGACGCCUCGCAAUCUGUGCCUGGAACUACAACUGCCGCUGCCGAUCUAUCCAAUAGCACACGGUCACGUUGUCCGUGGCCAUCGCCGCACCACAGCAGCCCAAUAGUCGCUGCCAUAACACGUCCAUCGCACGCGCAAACGACUUCACCACCGACUCCUCCUGCCCGCACUGCGCCGAACAUCUGCGGCGAACGACGAUGAGGCUCUGAGAUCGCGAAUGUGGGAGCAGAGCACCGGAGACACCCGCGCCCGCGCUAGCACAUGCAGCACCACUUCCGACAUCACGUUUCUGUCUCUCGCACUGCGAGACGAAGGCAAGGGCACAGAGUGGAGCGGCGUCUCAAACCCGUCCAGGCAGGCGCAUGAUGGCGAGCAGGAGCGGAGCGGGCAAUGCCCUGCCGGGGUCCAUACUGUUGGUGGUGCAUGAUUUCGUUGCGCGCAGUCCCGACGAGCUCAGCUUGGCCAAAGGCGAUCGCAUUGAGCUGAUCGAGAGGGACGAUGACUUCGGGGACGGCUGGUUUCUUGGCAAGCAUAUGACGAACGGCAACAGUGGCCUGUUUCCGGAAGUAUAUACAACGCCAGCACCCAAAGGUACUCUGACCGGCGGCAUCGGCAGGUCUCGUCACCUGGCCAGUAAUACCAAUGAUGCCGCGCCCAUACUGGCUGCUCAAACUGCAGCCGCCAAUCUCGCAGGAGGCUCUGGCAGCAACGGAGUUUCGCAACGUUGUGCUUCGGCCACUCAGUCGAUGCCACCGACUGCAUCAGGUGCACAAACUUCUCUUGCACUCGCGAAUCUACGCACAAGCUUGCCUGCGAAUGCGGCGACUGCUGGUCGUAACUUUACCGCCACCUCGGACUCGCCUGUAAUGAACGAGACUCUUUCUGUUAUUAACGAGCAUAUCACCGACAUGAAGUCGCCCCGCACCUCCUACGUCAAUGGUAACACCAAGCGGGACACCAUGAGCAGUGUCUACUCCACCCAGCCACUUGUGCGACGGUCUUAUAUUGCUGGGCAUGAGACAGAUGAGGAAGAGCAUCAGCUGCAUACUGAAGAAGAGGUAAUGGGAUGGGGCCCCUUGCAGGUCGCAGAAUACCUCGAGGAUCACGGCGUGGAGACAGUCCAUUGCGAAGUGUUCAAGGAGCAGGAGAUCAGCGGCGAAGUACUUCUGGCCAUGGAUCAGAACAGUUUAUUCAUCAAGGAAUUCGACCUCGGCGCGAUUGGUCGCCGGCUGAAAACUUGGCACAAGAUCAAAGCGCUGCAAGAUGAAGUAAGGCGAAGUGCCAGUCCUGGCGUACAUCGAGAUGGCAGUGUGUCGGAGUAUUCUCUGGGCCUUGAGGCGGAAGAGAGCUCAACUGGAGAUUCGGGUAGGAACCGAAGCUCGACUGUUGCAGUACCCAGCCUGCCGAGAGCACUUACGACUAAGCGACGGAGCGGCGAUGUCAUGCCUGCUAGGAGCAGCACGGUAGACUCAACCGUGGCCGGCGCUUCGGAUCGAGCAAGCACCGGCAUGUCCCCCUUGCAAGCGAUGACUUCGGUGCGGCGAUCAGAAAACACCUACCGACCAUCUGCGCAAGGUAUUCGCCAGUUGAAUUAUUCCCGACGACAUUCUAGUAUCGAUUCGACCUCGACUGACGGUGCAAAUCGUGCUUCACACAGGAAGAAACCUUCGAUUGAUCAGAAAUGGGAGCCAGUACAGCCUAUCAAUGGGAGACAUGCCUAUACCAUCUCCACCGACGACAACAUUCUUCCGCAACGCAUACCUGGUGUUGCAUCUCCUAUCUCGCCUGAGGACCUCGAUCGUGGCUAUUUCUCUUCGAACGAGGUCGAUUCUAGGCGAAAGAGCGUCUUGACGAAGAGGAACUCGGCGGUCGUCAGUCCUAUACAGUCACAGACGGGUAGCUUUUUGUUGAGUCCGAAUUCUGAUAUCGGCCGAGAUCCUGUCAGCCCAAUUCUUCCGUCUAUUCAUCACCAAAAUGCAUAUGCCGCGGUUAAUAGCAAAUUCGGCAACUAUCGAUCCGCGACUACUGGCUCAGUGAACAGCAGACUGCCUAACGCAAUCAGUCCGGUGGUCACAAAGCUCGAUCCAUCUAGCAAUCAGUCCCUCAACGCGAUUGCUGCCAGCCCUACUGCCAUUCAAGACAGCACUAGUGACGCUUCGAGCGAGAGGGUGAUUCCGAGCCCUGCACGACUCAAUAUGGGCAUGUUGCAGACUGCGCGAGCCAAGGUGACCGGGUUGAGGACUACGAGCGAUGCUGUCACCAAAGCUGAAAAGGCGAGCAAAGGCGAUCAUGCAGUGAAGUCUCCUGCUCGGACUGGCUCUUCAACCCCAAGCACUGGCGAGAAGAGCCUGGAUCUUAGCAAAUCAGAUCUGAACUCGCGCACCUCGACUGGGUCUGGCGGACUUGUACCCCUACCUCCUGCGAAACGACCACGGGCCAGGACAAAGACUAAGAAGUCAACUUCAGCUUACACUCGAGGUCUGGUGAAGAAGGCACCUCAAGAGCAAAUGAUCAAUUGCGACUAUUCUGGCUGGAUGAAGAAAAAGAGUGGUUCAUUAAUGACCACCUGGAAACCACGUCUAUUUAUCCUCAAAGGUUGUCGAUUAUCAUAUUACUACGCGGACGACGAUACUGAGGAGAAGGGCUUGAUCGAUAUAGCAUUCCAUCGGGUCCUGCCCGCGCACAACGAGACAAUGACCAGUAUUCACGCAGCCAUGACAGGAGCAUCCGGAAACCCUGCAAGUCCGUUACACGGUAGCAUACCUACGAUGGCCGAGCAGGACCUUCGAAAUCACCCACCCAAGAAAGGUGAAGAAGGCGACGGUUUAUUCAUCUUCAAGCUCGUUCCACCGAAAGCCGGUCUAGCCAAGGGCGUCAGCUUCACCAAGCCUACAGUGCAUUACUUUGCAGUGAAUUCGAGACAAGAAGGACGCUUGUGGAUGGCGGCGCUUAUGAAAGCCACGAUUGAUCGGGACGACAAUGGCGUCGUCACAACAACGUACAAUCAAAAGACGAUCAGUCUUGCCAAGGCGCGCGAGCGUCGAGAGCGGCCGCCAGCUUUGAGAGACGACGAUGAUCUUGAUGGCCGUGCCGAGCUGGCUGGCGACGAAGACAGCGAACGAGGUCUCGGCAUUGGCGGCAUCGAGGAGAAAGAUGCUGCCAUGGCAGGCGCGGAAGAACGCACUAAUGGCGAGCACGUUGACGAGACAUCUUUAGCACCAAGCACAAACGCCGCUGGGACAGGAGACGAGCUCAACGAGAAAGAGCGGCUAGCUGUUGCUAUGAACGCCAGCUAG
Molecule: messenger RNA, 3516 nt
Organism: Pseudocercospora fijiensis CIRAD86
Lineage: Eukaryota; Fungi; Ascomycota; Dothideomycetes; Mycosphaerellales; Mycosphaerellaceae
Exons: 5
Coding region: 583-3516 (977 amino acids)
Biological process (GO): actin cytoskeleton organization
Cellular component (GO): plasma membrane
Molecular function (GO): protein binding
Source: RefSeq, a predicted model, not a curated record